GGCACUUCCGGUUGGCAGCGGCGGGAGCGGGGCGCGGGGCCGGGGGUAGGCGAGUCGGGCCGCGCCGGGAUGGCGCUGGACGUGCGGCGCCUGGAGGCGCUGAGUGUGCACCAGCUCAGCGCGCUGCUGGAAGAUGAGGAGCAGCUGCAGGACAUGGCCCGCGAGAUGGAAGAGGCCCAAAACGUUCAGCACAGCAAGGACAUGACUCUUGCCAGCAACCGCAGCCUGGCAGAAGGCAAUCUUUUGUACCAGCCAAAGUUGGAGUCUUUGAAAUCAAACUUGACUGCAAAAUACCAAGAGCUGCAAGUUCUUUUUGAAGCAUACCAGAUAAAGAAGACAAAAUUAGACAGACAAUCCAGUAAUGCUUCACUGGAGACGCUGCUAGCGCUGCUUCAGACAGAAGGGGCUAAGAUUGAGGAAGACACAGAGAAUAUGGCAGAAAAAUUUCUCGAUGGUGAAAUACCACUGGAUUCCUUCAUCGACGAGUACCAGAGCAAGCGCAAACUGGCUCACCUGCGCCGCGUGAAAAUCGAGAAGCUGCAAGAAAUGGUGCUGAAGGGACAGAGACUUCCGCAGGCUCAGCCGCAGGCUCAGCCGAGAGCGCCUGAGACAACACCAGCACCUCAAGAUUCCUACCCUUCGGAUGCAAACACUCCUUCAGUGGUGCCCCGACGAAUACCACCCCCUCCACCUCCCUCAGUCCCAGCAGGACGCUUUCCUACUCCCUUUACUGCAGCCAUGAGUUCAGGACCAGCUGUUUCUUAUCCAGGUGCUCCGUAUCCUCCUCUCCCACCCCGGCCGGGAGUUCAGCCUGCGAGUCAAAUGCCACAGCCAGGAUACCCAUCUCAGUUUGUACCACAGUAUCCUCCAGCUCUCCCCCAAAGACCACCUCGCCUUCCACCACAUCCUGGCUUUAUCCUCCAGUGAAUAUUUUGGUGCGCCUAACUUCUGUAUUGGUGCUUAUAUUUCCUUUUCCUUCCCUUCAGACACUUAAAGUAGGCAAUGAAAGCCUCUGGUCUUUGCACAAUGGAAUACAAAGUUCAAGCUGUGGCACAGAGGUCUGCAGUUGCCUUUGCUAAAUGUGAUUAUUUUUGUUUUCAGUGACCACAAGGUUUUUCUAGGAAAGUGAUAGGGUCUACAUUUUGUAAGUCCAUCAGAUCCUGAAACAACGUCCAAGUGGAUUUCCUGAUGUUGCAAAUCAAAUCACACCCUGAGUUCUUGUAGUGAUGGUAAAUCAGCAUCCUCUCUAGUCUGAUGUAUUCCCAUCGCAGCUGGAUGUAUGUGUGGCAAAUGGGGAGAUAUUUGUCUCUUUAAAGUAUUGUCUAUCAGUGCCAGUGUUUGGAGAGUAACACCCACAUCUGAAUACUGGGCAGAGAGUUUCAGUGGACCCCACUGGCAUCCCUUGCAGUGUGACCAGACAAGGACAUUUGUGGCCAGGUGCCUGAUAUUUUCAGAGCUCGCUGAGCUGAAACUCUUGUCAGAAAAUGCUGUAUUGUUUUUAGACAGUAAAACUUAACAAGAGUUUCAUUUCUACAUUUCAAUUGUUACCUGAGACUAUUCAUGAUAAGAGUACACACUUCUCCCACUCCUGAGUGGCUUGAUAACCUGAAAGACCUGAUCUCUUGAAAUGAAACUAAACUGUUUGUAGAGCCAGCUUAGAGUUUUGUAAAAACCUUACUGGGCAUUUUUAUUCCCUUACCUGUUAAGACUCUUUCUUAAGUGGUUUUGGUUUGUUUUUCUCUUUUCCACACCUUGGAUACAGAAGUGAUGUUUUUUAUACAGGUCCUUAGCUCCUGAUAUCAGGUGAUUCCAGAAAUCUAGGCAGGGUAUUUUCUUAACCAAAUGCUGGGGUUUCACAUCAUGCAAUUGCCCACUCAAAAUUUCACAAUUUCAUUUUAUCCCUCAAGCUCUGCUCUCUCUCUUGGCAGGACUAUAUUUACCUUUCCCAUUUCCUUCAGUUUUGCAGCUUUUGGCUUGCCUGUCUAUCUGGAGUUUGCAGUUACAGUUUCUCUGCAAGCAGGCAAAGCAGGAAAGCUUUUUGUAGUCGAUGUUGGCUGUUUGGAUAUUCACUUGCCAUUGGAAGAGAGGAGGCUUUUAUGGGGAGCUAAGAUUUCUCUCUCAGUGUAACUCUUGAAGCCUAAGAUGCAGACACAUGCUGGUAUUUUAAUCCAGCACUGGGGGAGGCAAGUCUUGACACUUGUUACUUGAGCAGAGUGUGUCCAUAAAUCCAUUAUCUGUCUCUCACAUCCAGAAACAGCUUUCAACUAAUUCAAUAUAAUGUAAGAAACUGACAGUAAGUUGAGAAUCUGUCAUGGCCCCUAUGUUAUUUGAGGAUGUUUUCAUACCACUGUCCUGGAAUGCAGUGCAUUGUUUGGAAUCUCUACUACAAACAGCAUCAGUCAAAACAGAAUAGCUUUUUUUAUUUCUUAAUGUAAGGCCUUUGUCCCUUAAUGAUUUCCUCUGGAGUAUGGUGGUUGCUAGCAAAUACUAAUCUGAAGUGAAGCUCAUAACAGGAAGCUCUCUAUUCUGAAAAUAGGUCUGUUUGACUUGGUUUGCCUUCUGAAGACCAAGGGCAGAAGGUUUGUCAGCGUUACUGGCAUCUGAACUGGUUCUCCAGUGUAAGCCUGGGAAGUUUCUAGGGAGGGGGGAUUUUGUGAAGCAAUGUGCAUUGGAUUUGUUUGCAAAGUGUGUUUUUUUUUUCUGUAAUCUAGUGAUGAUACAGGAUGUGUGGGGUUCUUUUUUAAACUAGUGUAGUAUCAUUUCUUGGUAUUCUUUUCUCACUGAGGCUGCAUAUGGGCAUGGAUAAUUAUAACUCGUUUCAAAGUAACUUUGCUGUGCUGUUAGUGCUGGUAUUUGGACAGCAGCUGUUGUAUCUGAAUGCUAAACAUGAGUCUGCUGUAGAAAUGAUUUGUGCCCUAGAAGGAAUUAAAGUGUAUGGGGGGGUUACCAGAGUGGUGACUGAGUACAGAGAUUCGUACUGUGAGCCUGCUACACAAAAACUCUAAAUCACUCUCAAAUGAGUUUUUGCUAACAUUUGAUAAACACAACCAGGUGUAUUUUACACUUUAUCAAGUGCCAACGUUUUUCUUUUUAAGGAGGGUUGAAAAUUCCCUGGAGAUCAUGGAGGUGAGAGAUAAAUGUGUUGUGAAUUUGCACUGUGUUUUAUGUAUCUAACUUUAUUGAUAUGAGUAGUUCCAACAAACAAACAAAGUAUUUUUACUACUUGUUAAAUUUUCUGUCUUUUGGUAACUUUUGUGAUAACACAACCUUUCAGGGAAACUUUAUCUAGAGACAAACUCUUGUGCAACCUGAAGACAAGACAAAACUAAUGCAAUUGUUUUUUCCUGUCUCAAAGCAAAAUAAUGCAUUAUUGCAUAUGCAUGUGGCUAAUGUGCCUUAGGAUCACUACAUGUGAUUGUAAUACUAGGAUAUUAGCAUUUUGAUCAUUCAAAUGGCCAUUGCUUAACUCUAAGGGCUCUCCAAGAGCACUUUCUUCUACUACAGACAAAAAACUACUCACCCUUCUACUUCAGAGAAAACAAAAGCUCUAUCUGCUAUUUGUAAGCUUACAGUUGCCUUCACUGAUGGAUAAGUUUGAACGUAGGUGAUGUAACUAAUGUGAUGUUUCAGUUAGAGCUGUCACCUAACUGAAAUCCAGCUGCUCAUGGAAAACAUUUUGCCAUUAAUUGUGUGUGUGUGUGCGCACAAACUGUACAUAUACUUGACUGCUGGUGAUGUUGAAAGGCAGAGAUGCCUGUGGAGAGCUGUUCAAAGUCCUUUCAGAAACAAAAGUUGCAAAACACUAACCCGGAUGAGUUGGGCAAGAGAUGUGUAGGUGCUUUUUUGAUCUCUUGCCCUUCAACAGCUUCUCCUGUUCUGUUAUAGGAAAUAAAUUCUGCUAUGGUUAGGAUGUUUAGAAUUGUACUAAUUUGCACUGUUUAUAAGAUAGUGAGGUUAAAAUGCCAUAGGCAAGCUGAGAGUUGAGAUUGGGUUGGCUCAAUAUGCUUGCCAAAAAAAAAUAUAUAUAUAUUUUAUAAUGUCUGCUGCAAAUAGCAUAUACUUCCCCAGAGCAAUUGGAGUGGAGAAAAAUCUCUUGAAUCUGAUGUGUAACACGGCUUUAGAGUGUUGGUAGUGUUGAAAAUGCUCUCUUUGGGUGGCAGUGCUUCUGCCAGUCUUUUGUAUGCAGUUUUGUAAGUUCUGACUAACUCAGUUGUAUGUGGUUAGGCUGUUGGACUGGUGAUCAGCACUGAAUGGCUCCAACUCAAGGGUGAGUUGCACUGCACUUCAGUGCUGUGUCCCUAGAGGAAGCAGUGUCAGUUCUUCUAGCACAGCUGGUCCACGCAGGUCACCAUUGUGCUGGUGACCCUGGAGGGACUAUAUAGAAUAUAAGCUUUCAUGUGAUGCCAGGAGGCAGAGCCCUGGGCACAGUUUAGUCAUGGGUAAUGGUUACAUUUAGUGCCCCAACUUCCACAACCUCAGUUUCAACCUCUUUUGGGACUUCUCUGCCCUCUCAAACUGGAAUAAUGAUUUAGAUACGGAGCUCAAAUGGACAAUUCUUUUAGCCUGAACAAAAUAAGGGCAAACAUUGAGUUCAGAGGAGUAGAGAGAGUCAUUCUGCACCUAAACAGUUCCUCUGUGUCAUCCUGGACAGUCUAACAAAGGGGCAGUUUUCUAUACCUAGCGAGUUGUGAAACGUACAGUGGAUUUGUUUGCAUUAAAAGUCUUUCUGUAAUCUACUGUGGUCUGAUUUUAAAUAAAAUAGCAUAUCUCUC
Pogoniulus pusillus (Red-fronted tinkerbird) is the source of this 4772-nucleotide messenger RNA. RefSeq names its product VPS37B subunit of ESCRT-I (gene VPS37B). Gene Ontology annotation, biological process: protein targeting to membrane; protein targeting to vacuole; ubiquitin-dependent protein catabolic process via the multivesicular body sorting pathway. Bases 70 to 927 code for a protein of 285 amino acids. The record is from RefSeq and is a predicted model, not a curated record. NCBI's taxonomy places the organism in Eukaryota, Metazoa, Chordata, Aves, Piciformes, Lybiidae. Gene Ontology annotation, cellular component: ESCRT I complex. The transcript has 4 exons.